GGGUGUCCCUUUCAAUAUUGCCAAUAAAGUUGCCGAAAAGGAGGACGGGAAGAGGAAACUGACCGAGGGGCAGGAAGAGAGUUAAAGGGCUAUGAGGAAAGGGACAGAACUGGAAGGCAGAUGAUUUGGGUCUGCAGAGAUUCCCAGGUGACUUCCGGAGUUCCACCAGCCCCCACCCUGUCCUUGUCCCCUGAAUUCAGGGUCUUCGUCCGAGGAGAGCAGCUCCACUUUAAAUGCUCCCUCCCAGGAGGCGUGAGAGCAAGGCGGUUCCUCUUCUAUAAAGAGGCUGCAGAUGGUCAAUGGGAGCAGAUAAGGGAACAGUCAGGAAACACCUUGGAGGUCUCCACAGAGCAUCUGAGGCCAAGAGAAGAAUUUGGCUGCUCUUACCAGGAAGAAAAUGGCACAGAAUUCCAGUCUGCACAGAGUAACGUGGUGGUGCUCUCAGUCACUGACCCUCCUCCUUCUCCAGUCUUCUCUGUGACCCCAAAGCAAGAUGUCUACACCAGUGGGGAAUCCGUAGAUCUCACCUGCUCAGCUCCCGAUAAGCAUAAGCACCGGACGUCAAGGAUCUUGUACUUCAAGAAUGGAGGGCAGCUUCAUCUCAGCAACCCCCCUCCCUCUUUGGUCACCCUGCGCCUAUCUCCACAAGAUGCUGGAAAUUACUACUGCAGCUACCAAGUUCUGGAAUCUGGGCGAGAGGUCCUCUCCUUGGAAAGCAACUCUACCUUUGUUUCAGUGAUGACAGAAUCGUUGCUUCUCCCCUUGGCCAUUGGAUGCGGUGGAGGAGGAGCCCUCGUUCUCCUGGUGCUUCUUGCCUGCCUUUACAAGAGGAAGCCGAAAGCAGGUGAAGCUUCUCCCCAUCAUUUUAUCCCCAUACCAGGAAAAGCCUCGCCAGUCUACACAGGGAACAAAGGAAGAGUCCAGCUCUACAGGGAGAAAAUGAGUCAUCGCCACCUGUGGGCUGCAACUCAGGGAUCCUUCCUCAAUCCAAAAUUCAGGAUUCAAAAGUUGGGGAUCCAUCAAAGGAGGAGGGUGAUAAAGGUGCUGAUUCUGGAGCUGAGUUUGAAUUCCCGGAAAUUACUCCGACUUACACGCUUCUUGGUUCCACCAGCUCCACUUCCUUCCAUGUCAAAAAUGGGAGCUCCACAAAGGAGGAACACAUCUAUAGUGAAAUUUCGCUAUAGCCUCUUCCGCCUGUUCUUUCUUCUCACCCCCACUGGAAAAAUAAUACCUCAUACAUCCCCUUCUGACCACCACCCCAUCUCCCCCUAGGAUUAGAGUCUAAAAACUAUUCUUCCUCCAGCUCCUGCCUGGAAAUUCCAGUCUAAAUAUUUAAUUAAAUUAUUUUAAUUAA
Molecule: messenger RNA, 1354 nt
Organism: Hemicordylus capensis (graceful crag lizard)
Lineage: Eukaryota; Metazoa; Chordata; Lepidosauria; Squamata; Cordylidae
Exons: 7
Coding region: 121-1272 (383 amino acids)
Source: RefSeq, a predicted model, not a curated record